AUGUCGAUACAUUCUGUUCGAUCACGCCAGCAACCCUCCUCUCGCAAGAGGUGGCUGCAAGCACACCUUGGCAUGAGAACACGUCGCCUUCCGAUGGUCCGGGAUGUGAGCUUCAAUGUGAUGGCCCUGACAAAGGUUAUAUCGGAGCCCAACGUGACCGUUGAACAAGCGGAUGAAUCCAUAUUGUGGAAUAGCUUAUCCGACCAGUUCGAUACGUCCCCGCAACGGGACCAACCAUUUGACGAAGUGCCACAAGUUGUCUUGCCACAUUAUCUUCGCCCGGUCCCGAAACAUAUUUCCAACGAAGACCUUGCCUACCUUCAGAAGAAGGGCGCCUUCGAUAUCCCCGCCACAAUUCAACGUAACGAGCUGCUUCGGUGUUACAUCCAAUAUGUGCACCCUCUGCUACCCAUCAUCGACCUCCGCGACUUCCUACGCUCCAUUGACAGAAAUGACCCAAACGACACGAUCAGCUUGAUGUUGCUUCAAGCCGUUAUGUUUGCAGGCACCACAUUCAUCGACAUGAAUUACGUUACCGGCUACGAAGACCGCCGUGCUUACCAAAAAGCAUAUUUCCAGAAGGUCAAAAUGCUUUACGACCUCGACUACGAGGAGGAUCGAGUCACGAUUGUACAAUGCGUUCUACUAAUGACUUACUGGUAUGAGAGCCCCAAUCAUCCCAAAGACAUCUGGCACUGGGUUGGGAUCGCAGUGGCCGAUGCCAGAUCCGUCGGUCUCAACUGUGUCCCCCAAGAGAAUUCCGGCACCCUCCAGGAGAAGCGACUUUGGAAGCGAAUAUGGUGGGGCUGCUAUAUGCGUGACCGGCUGGUUGCAUCUGGGAUGCGGAGGACGAUGAGGAUCAAAGAAGAAGAAUGCUGCGUGCAGGGGUUGGACAUCGAGGACUUUGAAGCAUGCACCUCCCUAUCUGAUUUCGAACACAUGAUUGGGUCUGCGUGCGCUGUUGGGAGCGGAACAACGCAUACAAAUCUGGUCCGGCUCUGUGUUGCUCUGGUCGACCUAUGCAAAAUCAUUGCAGACAUUUUGACAUUGCAAUACGCAACGCCAUCGCAGAAGAUCGGUGGCACUCACGAAGCCACUAUGAAACUGCUCCCCAAGUCGCCAUCCACUGCGACCGAAGUAGGCAGACGCGAUCGAGACCUUGAAACGUGGUACGAAGGGUUGCCCGUGGAGAUACGGUAUUCGUUUCCAGAAACGCAGGACGACAGAAAGCCCAUCAGCGACCGCCUCGUCUAUCUGCACAGUGCUGUGGUGGCUAGUGUCUACACUGCUAUCACCAGCACCCUGCAUCGACCCCAAUGCAUGAUUGCAUCGACGAAGCACAUGACAGAAAGUCAGAAGACGUCCAAGAUGAAGGUUUAUGAUGCUGCAAGUAAGGUGGCAUCGCUGUUCCGAGAUAUCGUGGCGCGCAACAUGACCGAGAGUGUGCCCAACACAAGCGUGGCGGUCCUGCUACCGGCAUGCGUCGUUCUUCACGCGGAUGCCCGGUCGACCACCUCGUCAACGUGUCAAGAGUCUCGGGAACGACUCCAGGACUGCGUCAAGGUUCUGCAGCGUUUACGCGACACCUUCAAUUCGGCUGAUUUUGCCCUUUUGGUGCUCUCUCAGGCAGUCCAAAAAUUGAAUCUUGCUCCACAAGUUCCUACCACUCAGCUUGCAACACCUCCAGCUUCAAACACUAGCCAACACAGGCUUCAUCCGACAUCGCCGCAGGAUCAUGGUCGCACAAACUCUCUCGAGUCGCCACAAGAGAAGGUGCCCAUGCCUGGCCUCGGACCAGCUCAUCCUCAAACGGGUUCGGUCACAGUGGAGAUGAGUACGGACAACAGUCACUUGAUGGAGCUAGAUGAACUAGCCGAAGAAGACGGUCAUACUGAGACCCAGCUGGACGAAAUGUGCACACAUCAGCAGAUGGACCGUGUCGGCGAUAUAUGGUGGGAUGAUCUCAUGAAUUAUUGA
Molecule: messenger RNA, 1977 nt
Organism: Cladophialophora immunda
Lineage: Eukaryota; Fungi; Ascomycota; Eurotiomycetes; Chaetothyriales; Herpotrichiellaceae
Exons: 2
Coding region: 1-1977 (658 amino acids)
Biological process (GO): DNA-templated transcription
Molecular function (GO): DNA binding; zinc ion binding
Source: RefSeq, a predicted model, not a curated record